UUUAAAGGUUUCCCCCAAGUGGUUGGUGUGGUUGAUGGCACACAUAUCCGUAUUCAAGCGCCUAGCGCGAACGAAGACGAUUAUGUGAACAGAAAGGGAUUUCACUCCCUUAAUGUACAGAUGAUUUGUGAUGCCACUUUUCGGUUUGUUGACGUAGUCGCAAAGUGGCCUGGGAGCGUUCACAAUUCAAUGAUCUUUCGUGAAAGCGCCAUACGUCAGCGCUUUGAAAGAGGUGAAAUCGACGGUCUUCUGCUUGGUGACUCUGGCUAUGGAUGCAAGAGGUAUCUUAUGACACCAUAUCAAAACACCGACAGUCCUUGUAAGGAACGGUUUAACAUAUCCUUAUGUCGAACAAGAGUGGUGAUCGAGCAAGCUUUUGGCGUUCUCAAGCGUAGGUUUCCAUGUCUACAUUAUGGACUUAGAGUAAAACCUGACAGAGCAGCCAAAAUAACAGUCGCGUGUGUCAUUCUUCAUAACAUUGGAUUAGAGAGGAAAGACAUGUUUUCACGAACAUGUGAGGAUGACACGGAUCAGCCACAUGUUGUAUAUGAAGGAGAUGGGUCUGGAAACAGUUACAGAGACCACAUCGCAGAAUCUUUCUUUUAAGAACAUAUAGUUAUAUAAUAACAAGGGUUGUAUGCAAAACAUCCAUGCCCCCCAUAUGGGCUGUCAUUGGUAUUGGUAGCCAUUGUGUGCAUACGUUUGUUGUCACUGUGAUCUUGACCUUUGACCUGAAAAUCAAUAGGGGUCAUCUGCCAGUUAUGAUCAAUGUACCUAUGAGGUUUCAUGAUCCUAGGCCUAAAUAUUCUUGAGUUAUCAUCCUGAAACCAUUUUACUGUUUUGAGUCACUGUGAUCUUGACCUUUGACCAAGUGACCUGAAAAUUAAUAGGAUCAUCUGCCAGUCAUGAU
Messenger RNA from Dreissena polymorpha, 910 nucleotides. Its product is annotated as putative nuclease HARBI1. The record is from RefSeq and is a predicted model, not a curated record. Lineage: Eukaryota; Metazoa; Mollusca; Bivalvia; Myida; Dreissenidae. The transcript is spliced from 4 exons. The coding region runs from base 121 to 606 and encodes 161 amino acids.